UUUAAUCAUUGGUAUCUAUAAGUUAUUUAUUAAAUAAUGAAUUGCAUAAACAAUGGAAAAUGAAUAAUAAAUGAACAGGUUUGUGCUGGUUUGCUUUAACUGCCAUGAGUGAUGGUGACAACUGUUCAGUGAUGUAGUUUUCUGACAGAUGAGUACUAAAAAUAAUAAUGUAUGUUACAGAAAAAGAAGAUGAGAUUCGUUGUUUUCUUCCAGUUGUUCGUCUGUUUUUCUCAUCUAUGGAGAAUUCCGAAUGUGAUACAUGGUCGUAAUUACAGUUUGGAGUGUUUGAACGAUUACCUCUUCACCAUCAGGUGUGAGUUGAACAUGACCUCUGAGCCAUGUCCCCAUAAUGCCCUCUACUGGCUGGAAUUCUAUGACGAAAGGGAGCCAUUCGAGUGUGUGUUAACGUCGCAGACAUACCCAUGGGUGUGUGUGCUGAACCUGUCUACUCGGGUUGUAGACCCAUUCAUGGACACAGACAUCUUCCAGAUCUCACUUAACUACAGUUUCCAUGGCAACAAUGGAUCAGAAAUCCUGGACACAGGCUACAAGCCAGUAAACUACAUUCAGCCUGUCCCUCCGUCGAACCUGACGUUGCUAUGGAAACCAGAUAAGGCUGUUUUCCACUGGCUCAGCGGCUAUAAGGAAGGCAUAAUGCUUAUCCCGAAACUCCAGUACCAACUCAGCAUACACACAAAUGGCAAGGUGUUGAAUGUCCGCUCUACUCAAACCAAUGUGUCUGUGCCGACGUCCACCUUUGCGCCUAACACUAACUACACAGCACACGUGCGCUCAGUGCCUGGUCAGGUACAUUACAAAGGCGUUUGGAGUCACUGGGGUCCUGCCAUUUACUGGACAACUGGUCCCACUAACAAAACAGACACUCCAGAUAUGUCUUUAGCUACAGUCUGGUUGGCUCUGUUCUUACUGCCGCUGAUAUUGCUCUGCUACUUUUCAUACACCAGGUGGAAAAGGUGUGUACUGAACCCCAGCCCUGCUCCUCAUAUUGGAGAUUUCAAAUGUUCAGCAAUGGCACCGGAGAAUGUGGGUGAGCUGCUCUGGAAGGAGGAGUCUCUACAGAUUGACAGCUUGACUGAAGAGCCAAAUUCCGCCCUGUUUGAAAAGAUGAGUAACAUUUAUAACAGCUCAGGCAACACAUCCAUCGCUGGCUCACCUAGAUCUCCCAGUAUGUUUCAGUCUUCUGUGGAUUCAAAGAUCAGCAUGAAUAGCUGGGCGCAGACUUUGUUGUCAACAGAGAAGGGGAGUGUGACAUACAGUGAUGACUACUGCACGCUCUCACACACCCAAUAAACAGGACACACAUGCAUUCUGAACAACCGCAUACAAGCUGGAAAUAUUAAUGCCAAUCACACAUACUUGACUUGCUUGAUAGUUUUUUGACUGAAGGAAGAUAUUUUGCAUUUUGAGAUGAAAGCAUUUUUCUGGAAAGCAUUGUAUUACAUUGUCAUCAUCAUCAUCACCAUGUUGUUUUAUCACAUUUCAGAGUUUUCUUGCUGCUCACAGAACUUUAGCAAAGCUUGACUCACUGUUGUGAUAUAAUACAAGGCAUAUGGAGAGGUUGAAAAUGUUGGCCACUCCCUCAGUGACUCAGAUGCUUUUCCCACAAGCCAAAGAAUGUAUCAUAUCUUUUGUGCACUUUUCUGGCCACAAGCUCCAGAAUCUUGAAAGUGGUUUAUUCACCUCUGUCUGCUUGUUUCCAGCAGGAAAAUAAACUGAGCUUAGAAAAUCAUUCUUGGAAACCCGUAUUUGAAAGAUAUUCCUGAGGUUUGCACAGGACUGAUUUUAAAUACAAGUACCACUGGUUCCCAAAGGAAUUCUGACUAACUUUGCCUGCUCCCAAAGGAAUUCCGAACAAUCCCACCCACUCCCAAGGAAUUCUUAACAAUCCUGCCUCACUCUCAAAGAAAUUUGGAACUAUGGUGCCCACUUCUGAAGGAAUUCAGAACAAUCCAGUCCACUCCCAAAGUAAUUCUGCCCAAUCCCACCCAAUCCAGAAGGAAUUUUCUACAAACCCCCUUGCUCUCAAAGAAGCUCUGAGCAAUCCCACCAACUCCUGAAGGAACUGUGAAAGGAAUCUGGACAAUCACACCGGCUCCCAAGGAAUUCUGAAAAAUCUCAUCAGCUCCCAAAGGAAUUCUGAACAAUCCCACUGGCAUCCAAAGGAACACUGAACAAUCUCACCUGCUCCCAAAGGCAAUCCGAAGAAUCCGACCUGCUCCCAAAGGAAUUCUGAACAAUCCUGCAUGCUCCCAAAAAUUUUGAACAAUCCUGCCUGAACGCAAAGGCACUCUGAACAAUUCCACCCCUCUUCCGAAAGAAUCCUGACCAAUCCUGCCUGUUCCUGCAGUUAUCUUUGUAUGCACAUGAACGCAAUAUUUUAUGUACUUAAUAGUACAUAAUUGAGCUAUAUUUCCCAAAAUAUAGCUCAAUUAGUACUUUAAAUGACACCCACUGUGAUCAGAAUACAGAGGAUACAUACAUUUACUGAGGAUGAAUGAAUGUGGUAAAGGCAAUUCAUAUGUAAACUAACUUGUUUCCCAUUCAUUCAUUAAACAAACAGUAACUAGAAAUGGACAAAAAGUAUUCAUGUGCAAUUCUUUAAUAAAUCAAAUUUGUAAUUAUUAGCAAGUUUGAGGAACAAACAUCACUUACACUGAUUAUUUUCCUAUAACAGCAAACAAGUGUUUAUUCCUUGCAUAUUUGUCACAAAGUUUUGGAAGUUGAAGAAGGUAUGUUUGAAAAUUUUUCAUGUUUGUUUUCUGUAUAUCGUAUAUUGCUGCGCUCACAUCAUGUAUGAGAAUUUGGGAGGACAUAAAAUCUUCCAGUUAUUUAUGCAUUCUUACUUUGCUAGGUUUAAAUUGGCAGUUGUGGAUUUUAUCCAACAUUAGCUAGCAUUAGCACGAUACUUGCAGAAGUUUGAUAAUCCAUCAGCUGUCGAAAUCACUUAAAUUUUUCAAUUAAAAAUCAAAUCAAAUAGCAGGAAACUUUGAACCCUGACGAUGCUGAUCUUUGAACCAAUUUUAAUCAUAUUUCAAAUUCAAGUCAUUGCAAGUCCCCCCCCGAAAGUGGUAAUUAUGGUUAUUCCUUUAUGACAUAAAUUCAGCAUUUGGCAUAUUGCAACUACUUGAAGAUAUUAUGAUAUUUCAUUAUUCUUUGGUUUCCAAUCUUCAGAAUUUAGAGUAUUCGCACUCCAUAUGUAAAAUAUGGCAUUAUACAAAACAACAAUUGUCACAAUUCAGAAAUAUAUUUUCUAAGGUUUGGUCUUUUUAUAUUAUUUAUGGCUGGUUAUUAAUGAUGGACUUUGCAGCUCUAUAGCUAUGUAAAUAAGGAUACAUAAAACAUCUGCAUUAUAAAUGAAUAGCUAUUUUAUUAAAUAUCAUGUACCAGCAUCUAUCUCAAGUGUACUUUACAUGCUCUUAUUUUCAAGU
This is a messenger RNA of Pangasianodon hypophthalmus (striped catfish), 3449 nucleotides long. RefSeq names its product interleukin-4 receptor subunit alpha. Gene Ontology annotation, biological process: cytokine-mediated signaling pathway; immunoglobulin mediated immune response. The transcript has 8 exons. Lineage: Eukaryota; Metazoa; Chordata; Actinopteri; Siluriformes; Pangasiidae. Gene Ontology annotation, molecular function: cytokine receptor activity; protein binding. The record is from RefSeq and is a predicted model, not a curated record. Bases 172 to 1311 code for a protein of 379 amino acids. Gene Ontology annotation, cellular component: external side of plasma membrane.